AUGACUGAUACUUCUAGUCUUAUGCAAGUCAAUGAAGAUACUUUCAAAUUAACCAAAGCAAAAGGUGCAUCCAUGUCAACCACUUCAAGAAAAGGAUCUACCAUGACAGUCAUCUUGGAACCUCAUAACAGUUCAUUUCAAACAAGAACACUCGAGCUAAAAGAUAAAGCUAAAGUGCGUAUUGGCAGACAGACAUCAAGCAAAACUUUACCAUCUGCUUUUAAUGGUUAUUUUGACUCGAAAGUAUUAUCGAGACAGCAUGCUGAAAUAUGGUGUGAAAGAUCCUCAGUUUUUAUUAAAGAUGUAAAGUCAAGUAAUGGCACAUUUGUGAAUGGACAGCGAUUAUCAAACGAAUGUGAAGAAAGUGAACCUAAAGAACUAUACCAUCAAGACCAAGUGGAAUUUGGUAUUGAUAUUUUUGGCGACAAUGGAUCAAUCAUGUAUUAUAAGGUUGCUUGUACUGUCCAUAUAUUUCCCAUGCCAUUAUCCCAGGUGGAUACAGACAUUAUUAAGGAACUUGGUAACCAUCAUUCUGCUCAAUCUUUAAUAAGGAAAACAUCAACUUCAUCUAUCAAUACGACAUCUGAAUUGACAGUCGAUAAUACAGGAGUCGGUAAUGGCACAGGGGGAGCAAAGAAAUCUCGCAAGUUGGAGUCCAUUUUACUUAAAUUACAAAGUGAAUUGGAUAAAUCAAAGCAAGUAGAGAAUGAAUUAAAGACGAUUCGAGAAACAGUAACAGAUCUUGAUAAGAUAGUGUUGAAUCAAGAUAAAGUUAAAAAAUCAGACGAACUUGAACUUAAACUAGAUCAAGCAGAAGCCACGAUUCGAUCCUUUGAUAAGAAAUAUAAGCAUCAAAACCAAGCUAUUCAAACUGCUAAACAAGAACUACACAAGUUGGAAAAAGAACUAGAAAAUAAGUGUCUUGAAAAAAAGCAAUUAGAACAAGAGUUGAUGAAUGAAAGAAUGCGAAUUAAAGAACUACAGGAACAAAUUCAAAAGGGUACUAACAAUAAGUUUUGGAACGCAUUUCAGGUAAAUUAA
This is a messenger RNA of Gilbertella persicaria, 1041 nucleotides long. RefSeq names its product SMAD/FHA domain-containing protein. The transcript has 6 exons. The record is from RefSeq and is a predicted model, not a curated record. Lineage: Eukaryota; Fungi; Mucoromycota; Mucoromycetes; Mucorales; Choanephoraceae. Gene Ontology annotation, cellular component: cytoplasm. The coding region runs from base 1 to 1041 and encodes 346 amino acids. Gene Ontology annotation, molecular function: protein binding.